UCAGAUUGUGUCCGCCCUUGUGUUCGUCAGCACGUGUUGGCAAAUUACAUCUCGUUCGAAUCGAUUCCGAUUUAAAGAAUCAGGAUCAAGAUACCUUCCAAGAAACGGUUACUGAACUCGUGUUGUGAUUGUUGACAGCUCUGAUCAAUAAGUGCUCCAAAACCGGGAUAUCACAAUAGCAGUUCGAAAAAACUCAAAUUUAUACAUACGAAAACCAAAACUAGGACGAAUACGUAAUCGCCUUAGUGUCGUAUCGCGAGCGAAAAAAUUCACCCAUCAAGCUGUCGAAAUGCCUGAUUUUGUAAUUGAAAAACGUAACAUACCGAUUCUGACCAUAGCGUCCACCAAUAACGGAACUUCCGGUGGCAACAACAGCAAUGGCGCAGCGAACGGUGAAAAUGCGCUUGGCUUCCGGAUUACUGGCGGGGCCGAUUUCGAGAUGCCCAUCACCGUGUUUCAGGUCAAGGAGAACAGUGCGGCAGCCAAAGCCGGACUCAAGCUGGGCGAUGAGAUAGUGAAGAUCAAUGGAGCGGAUGCUUCGGCCAUGCGACUGGCCACGGCCGAAUCCGUCAUCAAGCAGGCCGGCGAACAGCUGCAGCUGGUAGUGGCCAACUCCGAACAGCAGGUUGUUCCGCACCCGCCCGAGUACUACAAAUGGCCGCACCAGAAGCAUAACGUGAUGCCCUUCGAAGUGGAGGAUCUCUCGGUGCAGGUAAUCCGCGACCGUUUUCUCAUCCCCGAGCAGAUCAGCUGGCAUAGUCCGAAGGUGGCCAAAACUGGCCCCAUUCAGGACUUGCUGGAGUUCAACGAUCAGGAGGCGGCUUUGAUGAUGUCUGAAUCGGCGGGGCCCAUGGGGCCAGUUUCUUCGGGGGAAGCGCCGCCGCCAUCAGGCCCAGAAGCCAUCAAGGACGACGAGGAGGCCCCCAAAGAUCCGGAAAAGCCGAAGGAAACGCGCGAAAUUACGUUCGCAGUGACUCGUCCCAAAUCGAGCAGCCGGAGUCCAUUCCAUCCGUCACCGGAUAGAGCGGGACAUCGAGCCACCAGAGGUAGGAGCAGCUGCAGCAAUCGGGACAGCUCGAGGGGCUCUUCGUGCGAGUCGUGCUGUGAGUAUACAAACCAGGCCGUGGUGGAAGAUCAGUUGCGGCAGAUGCAGAAGCAGCUGAACGAAAUCAGCAUCAUCCCCAUGCAAAUUCAGGCUACGCUGAGCUACCUCACAAAAACGUUGGCCAAAUUUGCUCCGCCAGAAAUACAGCGGGAAUUUCCGGCUUCACUCAGCCGGAGCAGCAGUGUCCGGGAGACGAUUAUAGAAGAGAGUGAAGAAGAGGAGGAGCAGGAGGAGAACGGUGAGGAGCUGACAGAUUGCAGUGACAUUGAUGACGAUUGGAGCGAAUUGCUGAAGGCUCUGUUCGAUGAGUCGCAAGUGAGUGAUAAGGUUGCUCCAAGAAACUGGGACUUGUGGGAUGAUUUGGACGACCAGGAAAAUCAAGAACCUACCAAAGAAGAUCGACAGCGUAUGGAGAAGAUGGAACGUAUAUCAAAGUUGGAACAAGCCUGGCCAUGGUCCCAAUCGGUUAAGCCAAUUCAUAAGAGAUCCAACUGUCAUCUGGUUCCGAGUGUGGCCCUUGAGAAGUGCAAAAUUAAACAGAUAACCGAGAAGGAAGUUCCAUUCUACAACAGAGGAUACCGCCAGCGGUUCGGAAAUUAGUAUCUAUAAUCCGCUUGAAAUUUAAUUGAUACUUUCGUACUUAUUUUUAUCUUUAGGAUAUGUUCUAGAGAAGAUAACGUUACUUACCAAAUUCAACAUCAACUCUCGUCCGGAAUCGUUUAGGUUGAUUCGGUUCAUUCAGGAUUAGGAAAAAUUAAACUACAAAAAAGAAUUGUAGAACAAUAUGAAAUAAACAGAUAGGAAAACACUUUGGUCACACGAAUCGAAACACUUCUAGUCGCAGCGAACGGAAAACUAAAAAAAAUGAAGAA
Uranotaenia lowii is the source of this 1977-nucleotide messenger RNA. RefSeq lists its product as uncharacterized. Gene Ontology annotation, cellular component: adherens junction; stress fiber; Z disc. Gene Ontology annotation, biological process: actin cytoskeleton organization; muscle structure development. The coding region runs from base 290 to 1705 and encodes 471 amino acids. The record is from RefSeq and is a predicted model, not a curated record. NCBI's taxonomy places the organism in Eukaryota, Metazoa, Arthropoda, Insecta, Diptera, Culicidae. The transcript has 6 exons. Gene Ontology annotation, molecular function: actin binding; muscle alpha-actinin binding.